AUGUCGGUGCUCUUCGAAACCUCCCUCGGCGACCUUGUUAUCGACCUCGAAGUCGAUGCUUGUCCAAAGACGUGCGAGAACUUCCUCAAGCUCUGUAAAGUGUACUACUACAACCUCAACGCUUUCUUCAAUGUCUCCAAGGACUUUCUCGCACAGGUCGGUGACCCCACAGCUACAGGCACCGGCGGCGAGUCCAUCUGGUCUUUGAUAGCCUCGCAGGAGCCCAGCAACGCGCGCGCCCCGCGGUAUUUCACGCCCGAGUUCGUCCCUCGUAUGAAGCAUCGCGCGCGGGGCACAGUUUCGAUGGCCGUCGCGCCCGCGGCGGGCGCGGACGCGCAGGGAGGGUGCGGGAGCCAGUUCUUCGUCACCCUCGGAGAAAACAUCGAGUAUCUGGACGGGAAGCACGCCGUGUUCGGGCACGUCGUCGAGGGGCUCGAGACGCUCGACAAGCUGAACGACGUGUUCGUCGACUCGGACGGGCGGCCGCUGAAGGAUGUGCGGAUACGGCACGUGGAGAUCCUUGAGGACCCGUUUGAAGACCCCCCGGGGCUGAUGGUGCCGAACGAGCCGCCGACGAAGCCGCCGGACAACUCCAUGCGGAUUGCGGAGGACGAGGACCCCCUGGCGACGCUGCCAGAGGAGGAGGCGGAGGCUCUCCGGCGCAAGAAGGCGGCCCAGGCGUCGGCGCUAACGCUCGAGAUGGUCGGGGACCUCCCGUUCGCGAACGUGCGGCCGCCGGAGAACGUGCUGUUCGUGUGCAAGCUGAACCCGGUCACGCGAGACGAGGACCUGGAGCUCAUCUUCUCGCGCUUCGGGCAGAUCAUGAGCUGCCAGGUCAUCCGGGACAAGAAGACGGGCGACUCGCUGCAGUACGCGUUCAUCGAGUUUGACAAGCGUGAGGAUGCGGAGCAGGCGUACUUCAAGAUGCAGAACGUGCUGGUCGACGACCGCCGGAUAUGGGUUGACUUCUCUCAAUCCGUUGCGCGCAUGAACACGAGUUGGUCUAACGACAUCAAAACGGGCCCAUCGGCGAGAGGUGGUCGCGGUCGCGGUCGCGGAGGCUUUGGCGGGCGCGACGACCUCGAGGCGACCCGGCGAUACAGAGACCAGCGCCACAACUCGGGCGGCGACUAUGGGAUGGUGUUUGACGUGCCCGACGGAAAGCGGGGGCAUCGGAGUCGUAGCCGCAGCCCGCGUCACAAGCCUCGGGAAAGGUCCGCAGAUCGCUCUGAACGAUACAGGGACGAUGGCAGGGACAGGGAGCGGACUAGGCGGAGGAGUCGUAGUCGGGAGUAUAGCUCUCGGGACCACCACGGUCGCAGGGCCUGA
Epithele typhae is the source of this 1329-nucleotide messenger RNA. Its product is annotated as cyclophilin-like protein. The record is from RefSeq and is a predicted model, not a curated record. Gene Ontology annotation, molecular function: RNA binding; peptidyl-prolyl cis-trans isomerase activity. Gene Ontology annotation, cellular component: nucleus. The coding region runs from base 1 to 1329 and encodes 442 amino acids. The transcript has 5 exons. Gene Ontology annotation, biological process: protein peptidyl-prolyl isomerization. Lineage: Eukaryota; Fungi; Basidiomycota; Agaricomycetes; Polyporales; Epitheliaceae.